Molecule: messenger RNA, 3394 nt
Organism: Sinocyclocheilus anshuiensis
Lineage: Eukaryota; Metazoa; Chordata; Actinopteri; Cypriniformes; Cyprinidae
Gene: eps8a
Product: EGFR pathway substrate 8a, signaling adaptor
Exons: 23
Coding region: 252-2558 (768 amino acids)
Biological process (GO): positive regulation of ruffle assembly; Rho protein signal transduction; regulation of Rho protein signal transduction
Cellular component (GO): plasma membrane; ruffle membrane; vesicle
Molecular function (GO): actin binding
Source: RefSeq, a predicted model, not a curated record
GUUUUAGCGAUUGUGAAAAACUAGUUUGGAUGGCACGUUCACCUGCGCUCAGGUGGAGGCGCUGUCGGGUCGCGCGAGGGGUCGGUGAGGCGGAGCGCGAGACAAACUCACACAAGCGGCCGUUCAUUUAGUCAUUAAACCGAGAAACUCACUGACAGUCGCCGUCACCUGCCGAGCCGUGUGUGUUUGCGCUUCUGCCAUGCGGUAAAAGCGGGGAGAAACACAGAAACAGUGGAGGAUCUGUGAGCGCAAUGCAAAGUCCAGACAUGAACGGAUACACCGGAGUCACAGCGCAGUCCUCACAGAUGAACAUAGAUGCACUGUCUCCAGAUGUUCCUGCCAAAAGGUUGGGUGGUAAAGCUCUGUACGAACAUAGGAAGAACUACACCAAAAACAGCAUCAACAGCCUGACGGACACGUCACAGUACCAUGUGGAGCAUCUGUCCACGUUUGUGAUGGACCGCAAGGAGGCCAUGCUGACCAUCGAGGACGGCAUCAGAAAGCUGCGUCUGCUGGACGCUAAAGGAAAGGUUUGGACGCAGGACAUGAUCCUGCAGGUGGACGGGAAAGCCGUCAGCCUCAUCGACCACGACAGCAAGAACGAGCUGGAGAACUUUCCUCUGGGCUCAAUCCAGCACUGUCAGGCCGUGAUGAACGCCUGCAGCUACGACUCCAUCCUGGCGCUGGUGUGUAAGGAGUCCAGCCAGGGCAAACCGGACCUGCACCUGUUCCAGUGCGACGACAUCAAGGCCAAUUUGAUCCACGUGGACAUCGAGAGCGCCGUCAGCGACCACAAGGGCGGGAAGGCCAAGAAGCGUCCGGAGGUGCUGAAAAUGAUUCUGAAGAGUGACGGAACUAUCCCUCCGCCCCCAGGAGGCCCCGCCCCCAAGCCUCCAGGAGCUAUCAAUCAAGCGGACGCCAAGAGCCGAGUGGCCAGUUGGUCUGCGUGGACCAAUGAGCAGCAGGAGCAUGAUCCACAGAGACAUUACACAGAGCUGGAAGACUCUCCUGAAAUGAGCGCAGCUCAAGUGGACAGAGAUGUGCAAAUCCUCAAUCACAUUCUGGAUGACAUCGAAUACUUCGUCACCAAACUGCAGAAAGCCGCCGAGGCCUUUAAUGAGCUCUCCAAACGCAAGAAAACCAAGAAGAGCAAAAAGAGAGGACCGGGAGAGGGGGUUUUGACGCUGAGAGCUAAACCUCCGUCUCAGGACGAGUUUAUCGACUGUUUCCAGAAGUUCAAACACGCCUUCAACCUGCUGGGGAAGUUGAAGAACCACAUUCAGAACCCCAGCGCUGUAGAUCUGGUCCACUUCCUGUUCAAUCCUCUCAGACUGGUGAUCCAGACGUCUGGAGGGGUGGAUCUGGCUAAAAGCGUGAUCGUUCCUCUCCUCACCAGAGAAGCCAUUGACUUCCUGCACGCGGCGGGUUCGGCGGAGGAGAGACACCUGUGGGUCACACUGGGAGAUGGAUGGACCAAAUGCAGGUUGGAGUGGCCGAAGGAUCACCCGUUUCCUCCGCACACGCUGUGUUUCCGGGACGGCUGGGAGCCGCCGGUGCUGGUGUCUCGUGAGCAAGACGUGGCUCAGCUGGCGGAUAGGCUCGGCGCGGCGCAGACCGAGGUUCAGAGACCUGUGGACCAGCCGGUGGUCCAGGACUUCCCCGGCGCAGACGGGUACGGCUACAGUAACACUUCUUACAAGCGUUUGCACCUGCUGGAGCCAGACAUGGCCGUGGCUGCUUUUAAACACGCGGUCAGCCGUCAUGUAGAUAGGAACCUGGAGGCUCACGGCCGGAUGCAGAGAAACUUUGCCAAAUCCAGAUAUGACUUCGUGGCCAGAAACAACACUGAACUGUCUGUGAUGAAAGACGAGGUGGUGGAGGUGCUGGAUGACAGGAAGCAGUGGUGGAAGGUGCGUAACGGGAUGGGCGCUUCGGGAUACGUGCCAAACAACAUUCUGGAGAUCAGCAGAGCGGUGGACCUGACGGGCCGCGGGGAGCCCAUCUACAGCCACACCAUACAGCUAAUGAUGCCAAAAAAGGAAUUUGAGUUGUUUAAGCAAUUACUGGGCGAGUUAAAUGAGAAGCAGCGCUCCGAUUACACACCUGCAGCAUUAUUCAUGUGUCUCUCAGGCCGAAAGUCCAACAUGGAGGAGGUUCAAGACGAGCUGAUGCACAGACUGACUCUGGGCCGCAGUGCUCAGAAGAAGUUCCAGGCUCCGUCUCGCUCCAGCAGCCUGCCGGCGGUCAACAUCACGUACGACUCCACGCCGGACGAGGUGAAAGCCUGGCUGCAGCUCAAAGGCUUCAGCGAAGUGACCAUCAACAGUCUGGGUGUGCUGACCGGUGCUCAGCUCUUCUCUCUGAACAAAGACGAGCUGAAGACCGUCUGUCCUGAUGACGGCGCUCGAGUCUACAGCCAGAUCAUCGUCCAGAAAGCCGCUCUCGAGAGGAGCUCCGGCUCGGAGCUGCAGGAGAUCAUGAGGAGGCGGCAGGAGAAGCUGGCGGUGGCGGCGAGCGAUUCCGGCGUGGAGUCCUUCGACGAGGGGAGCAACCACUGACCCCUCACUCACCUCUGUCACCUCUGACCUUUUACAGGACGCCGUGGAGCGCGCUCAGUUUGCCGCCAUAAUGCGCCGUCGUCAGGAACUCUUGGACCCGUCCGAUAACGUAACCGGAUCGGACGCGGACGAACGCGCGUGACGAGACGCGAGAGGCUUUUUGUAGACAUGUGAACGUUGCUGCGGCGUUCUCUGUAGGUUCCUGUGAGAACAUCAGAGCAGUAUGUAGUCUAGUGCCAUCGAGUUCUGCCUUCAUAGUCCAACAUCCUAAAAACAUUAACAUUUAUAUGCAAUCAUUUACUGCUCGGACAGAAAACCUGUGUAAAUACUCCCACACGAUUGGCUGGAUCUUGGACCAAAUAUUGAUUCGAUUAGCUAUUGUUCCUCACAGACACUUCUGACUAAUGACGUCUUGAAUUAUUCAUCAGCUGCUUUGAAUGUACCUGGAGAAUUAUGGGUAACAUUUUUUUUUUUACUAGCAAAAUAAUGUUUCUGUACAUGAUCGUUUUGUACUGAAUUGUACCGCCAAACGAGAAGAUUUAUAAACCUAAUGGAAAUGAAAUGUCAGUUUCUGUAGAUCUGACGCGAGUUUCACAAGAACAUUUGACAGAUUUUGGGCCAAAAUCCUCCUGCAGUCUGCAGAUGAUAUUGAUGAUGCCAUCAAACUUUCAGAAAUAUGACUCGUUGCAAGCGUUGAUUAUUUUCCUCUCUAUCCCAGUAACGUGACUGAUGUUUGGCCAAAUCAAUCUCUGGGUUCAAGGUUUCUGUUUAAACACAAAUGUCACGCAUUCAAUCUGUAAAUAUAAAGCGUGUGCAGAAUAAAUGGGAUCAUGUGA